GCUCGCACUACAUUUACACCCACCCAUGAAUAUUGGGGUGGUUGUAAAUGUAGUGUGGGACAUAUGUCCCGCGAUGUCCGAUAUUGAUGUUUGCUGAUUUAUCGUUAUACGUUGGUUUUUCUUUGAAUAUCUUACUAAAUGUGUUUUAAGACGAUCACCAACAAUCUUCAUUAUAUAACGAUAAAUCGGCGAAUAUCAACAUAUGUUCCGGACUACAUAAAUAGUUUAUUGUACAAGUUACUCAAAAGCUAAACAUCCGGUAUGGCAGACGAUAAUUUACAAGAAAAAGAGAGAGUAUUAGAAUUGGAACACCCUUCACUCGUUGAGCGAUACUAUAAGUCAAAAUAUAUUAUUGAUUCCCAAUCGAAAAAAGAUGAAGAUAUUUGCAUAUUAACCCAUUCCAACAGAAUAUGCAUUGUGACGGUAGCAGAAUGGCACCCAUUGAUUAGAGAGGGGAAAACUAUUUCACAGAUAAAAUUUGAUGUUGAUGGAAUGAACAGACUGGACAACAAGAUUUCAGGGAAAGGAAAAAGGGGGGCUCAACUCCUGACUCCUUCCUCACCGCUAUGCCAAGUUAUAUGUUCUGACAGCUCUACAUACACUAUCACAUGUGGUGUGAGAUCUCAACUUAUGGAGGUCAAUGAAAACCUUCUCAAAUCCCCACACUUGAUGACAAAGAAGCCACAAACUGAAGGUUAUGUGGCCAUCGUCCUUCCAAAAUUAGGAGAUUUUGAAUCGGCCACGAAAAAGUUGUUGUCAAAGGAGGAGUACGUGCAAAAGCGUUUUUCAGGGACAUAAUGUUUUGGUAUUGUACUGAAUAAAGCAGAAUUUUACGCAUU
Ostrea edulis (European flat oyster) is the source of this 839-nucleotide messenger RNA. RefSeq names its product protein Abitram-like. Gene Ontology annotation, molecular function: actin filament binding; actin monomer binding. The record is from RefSeq and is a predicted model, not a curated record. Gene Ontology annotation, biological process: regulation of actin filament polymerization; dendrite morphogenesis; regulation of filopodium assembly. The coding region runs from base 262 to 798 and encodes 178 amino acids. NCBI's taxonomy places the organism in Eukaryota, Metazoa, Mollusca, Bivalvia, Ostreida, Ostreidae. The transcript has 5 exons. Gene Ontology annotation, cellular component: lamellipodium; dendrite; nucleus.